CCGAGCCCCAGCCGGCCGCCGCCACCAGCGCCGCUCAGACCGAGCGCAGCCAUGGCCCGAGCCCCUGCCCUGGCCCUGCUCCUGCUCGGGCAGCUCCUGGCCGGGACGCCCGUGACCGAGGCGCAGAAAAUGGGCCCCAGAGGCCCCCCGGGCCCCCAAGGGCCACCUGGGAAGCCAGGCAAGGACGGCAUCGAUGGAGAAGCUGGCCCUCCCGGCCUGCCUGGGCCCCCGGGGCCGAAAGGGGCUGCGGGGAAGCCGGGGAAGCCAGGAGAGGCCGGGCUGCCGGGGCUGCCGGGCGUGGACGGUCUGACCGGGAGGGAAGGACCGCCUGGAUCCAAGGGCGCCCCCGGAGAACGGGGCAGUCUGGGCCCCCCAGGGCCCCCCGGGCUUGGGGGCAAAGGCCUCCCCGGACCCCCCGGAGAGGCAGGAGUCAGCGGGCUCCCAGGCGGACUCGGCCUCCGGGGCCCCCCGGGACCCUCUGGACUCCCAGGCCUGCCUGGCCCCCCGGGCCCUCCAGGACCCCCUGGCCACCCAGGGGUCCUCCCCGAAGGCGCGACGGAUCUCCAGUGCCCGGCCGUCUGCCCGCCGGGGCCCCCUGGUCCCCCGGGGAUGCCAGGGUUCAAGGGACCCACUGGCUACAAAGGGGAGCAAGGAGAAGUCGGCAAGGACGGCGAGAAGGGUGACCCCGGCCCCCCCGGGGCCCCCGGGCUCCCCGGCACAGUGGGGCUGCAGGGCCCUCGGGGCCUCCGAGGACUGCCAGGGCCGCUUGGGCCGCCCGGGGACCGGGGUCCCAUCGGGUUCCGAGGACCCCCCGGGAUCCCAGGAAGCCCCGGGAAAGCGGGCGACAGAGGCGAGAGGGGCCCCGAUGGGUUCCGCGGCCCCAAGGGCGACCUCGGACGACCAGGGCCCAAGGGAGCCCCUGGAGUGACCGGGCCGGCCGGAGAGCCGGGCAUGCCGGGCAAGGACGGCCGGAAUGGCGUGCCGGGACUGGAUGGCGAGAAGGGAGAGGCCGGUCGCCAUGGAGCCCCCGGAGAGAAGGGUCCCAACGGGCUGCCGGGCCUCCCCGGACGAGCAGGCUCCAAGGGUGAGAAAGGAGAACUGGGCCGAGCUGGAGAGCUGGGCGAGGCCGGCCCCUUGGGGGAGCCCGGCAUCCCGGGAGACGUGGGCAUGCCCGGGGAGCGCGGCGAGGCUGGCCACAGGGGCUCGGCGGGGGCUCUCGGCCCGCAAGGCCCUCCCGGGAACCCUGGCGUCCGAGGCUUCCAGGGCUCGAAGGGCAGCAUCGGGGACCCUGGCCUGCCAGGCGCCCAGGGCCUCCGUGGCGGUGUGGGCGACCGGGGCCCGGAAGGAGCCACGGGCCCUAAGGGCGACCAGGGCAUCGCCGGUUUCGACGGUCUUCCCGGGGACAAGGGCGAGCCGGGACCCAGCGGCCCCGUGGGGUCCAAAGGAGAGCCCGGCAGUCGAGGGGAGCUGGGCCCGAAAGGCAUCCAGGGCCCCAACGGCACCGGCGGCGUCGACGGCGUGCCGGGCCCGCCCGGGCCCGUGGGCAUCCAGGGCGUCCAAGGCGUGCCUGGCAUCACCGGGAAGCCUGGGGUCCCGGGGAAGGAGGCCAGCGAGCAGCGCAUCCGGGAGCUGUGCGGCGGCAUGGUCAGCGAACAAAUCGCACAGCUGGCCGCUCACCUGAGGAAGCCGCUGGCGCCGGGAGCCAUCGGUCGGCCCGGACCUGCAGGCCCCCCAGGCCCCCCCGGGCCCCCAGGUUCCAUUGGUCACCCUGGCGCCCGGGGGCCCCCCGGAUAUCGUGGUCCCACCGGAGAGCUGGGAGACCCCGGGCCCAGAGGAACCCCGGGCGACAGAGGAGACAAGGGCGCGGCCGGCGCGGGGCUGGACGGGCCCGAGGGAGACCAGGGGCUGCCAGGGCCGCAAGGCGUGCCUGGCGUUGGCAAAGACGGCCAAGACGGGGCCCACGGCGAGCCCGGGCCGCCCGGAGACCCCGGCCUCCCCGGCGCUGUGGGUGCGCAGGGGACCCCCGGCAUCUGUGACACCUCAGCCUGCCAAGGAGCCGUGAUGGCCGGGGGCGGGGAGAAGUCCGGUCCCAGAAGCUCCUGAAGCACGAUGCAGGCGUGAGCGUGACGCCCACCAAAGCGGCGGGCUCCUGGGGGGCGGUGGGGCUCGGCAGCACCCGGUGCCGCGGCAAGGACGCCACGCCGUGCUGCCGUCCAGCUUGGCCUCGCUGGCCCGCCCCCGGCCCCCACCCCCAUCCUCAGCGGCAGCACCUGGACACCUAUGCCAGAGGGUCCUUCCCCAGGUGCCGGAAAGGUGGUCUCCUCGUGUGUUCACUGCGGCCCAGCCUAUGGGGACCUCGAACCUCGGACAGGGGUGCCUCGCGGCCACACCGGGAGGGCCUGGGCGCACACCCAGCACGCACACCCAGUGCGCACCAGGGCCGGAGAGAAAGCUCAGCGUCACACGGCGCGGGUGCAACACCAGGUGCGGCCCCAGUGAAAUGACAACAUGGGCCCCAGAGUCACGGCCACCCACCUGGCAACAACGGGGGUAAAGGGCUCCCACCGGGCCGCGCCCUCCACGCCACGGCCGCCCGCCGUCCCCGACCAGCAGCGUCCGUGGGAGCCG
Phyllostomus hastatus (greater spear-nosed bat) is the source of this 2628-nucleotide messenger RNA. RefSeq names its product collagen type IX alpha 3 chain (gene COL9A3). Gene Ontology annotation, cellular component: basement membrane. The coding region runs from base 52 to 2103 and encodes 683 amino acids. Lineage: Eukaryota; Metazoa; Chordata; Mammalia; Chiroptera; Phyllostomidae. The record is from RefSeq and is a predicted model, not a curated record. The transcript is spliced from 32 exons.